AUGGUUAAAUCCAACCUACCAUUCUGCAUUGCAUUUCUUACACUACUCCUCGUGUCGAAAAGAUUCCGCGACUGCAAUGCGGCUACAUGCAACAACAACUGCUUCACUCGUUCGCGGGCCGUUUACUACCCAAACUCAGACGAGGAAGGCACCGAGACUGGAGCGUGUGGAUUUGGGAAAUAUGGAGCUAGGUUAAAUAACGGGCUUGUAUCUGCUGCUUCUAAUCUUUUCCGUAAUGGCGUGGGCUGCGGAGCGUGCUACGAGGUUAAAUGUACCAACAAGUAUUAUUGCUCGGACAAAGGAGUAACGGUGGCUAUAACCGACCAUGGGUAUAGCGGAAACGCAGACUUUAUUCUAAGCAGGAAAGCUUUCCGACGAAUGGCUGCCAAUAAACACUCGGCCGAGUCUAUACUAGCUUUCGGAAUAGUAAAUGUCGAGUAUAGGCGAGUUGCUUGUACCUACGAUAAUAAGAAUAUAACGAUAAAGAUAGACGAGAACAGCGAUUACCCUUAUUACUUGGCUUUUGUUUUACGGUAUCAACAAGGAAAGAAAGACAUCACUGCUGUCCAGAUUUGUGAGGUAAUUAAUAAUGAAAUUAAGUAGUUAAUACAUAUAAAAUAUUAGUUUAAUUUGUUAUAGAUUAAUUUAAUUAUUGACACCCAAAUAAAAUAAAAAUGAAGACAAGGAGAUUUGUGUGCAAGCUUUUGGAAAGGAGUUAUGGAGCAGUUUGGGCAACUAGUUCGCCUCCAAGGGGUCCCCUUUCCAUAAGAAUGCUAGUUAAGGACGAAGA
This is a messenger RNA of Impatiens glandulifera, 790 nucleotides long. RefSeq names its product expansin-like B1. Lineage: Eukaryota; Viridiplantae; Streptophyta; Magnoliopsida; Ericales; Balsaminaceae. Bases 1 to 603 code for a protein of 200 amino acids. The record is from RefSeq and is a predicted model, not a curated record. The transcript has 4 exons.